Molecule: messenger RNA, 2649 nt
Organism: Portunus trituberculatus (swimming crab)
Lineage: Eukaryota; Metazoa; Arthropoda; Malacostraca; Decapoda; Portunidae
Product: ras suppressor protein 1-like
Exons: 7
Coding region: 89-919 (276 amino acids)
Molecular function (GO): protein binding
Source: RefSeq, a predicted model, not a curated record
CUUGGCUCAUCCGGUCUGCUGCGGGAAGGGCGGAGAGAGAGAGAGAGAGAGACCCACAGUGAGACCGAACGCCCAGCUGUGCCUCAAAAUGUCGAAGGCGGUGAGAAAAAUUCUGGAUGAGUCUCGGGAGAGUGGAAAUCCUGAACUGGAGCUGCAAGACAAGCAGAUCACGUCACUGGAGGAGCUGCCUGGCCUGUUACUGAUGGAGCACGUGACCAGGCUGUCGCUGCCACACAACCGGCUCACCACCAUCCCGCCCUCCAUCGCCAACCUGGUCAACCUGGAGAUACUUAACCUGUUCAACAAUGCUAUAGAGGAACUGCCCACCUCCAUCUCCUCCCUCAACAAACUCAGGAUUCUCAAUGUUGGGAUGAACCGCCUGGAUGCCCUGCCAAGAGGGUUUGGCUCCUUCCCGGUGCUUGAAGUCCUAGACAUCACUUACAACAACAUCUCGGAGGAGGAGAGUCUGCCGGGGAACUUCUUCAUGCUGGAAUCUCUCCGGGCUCUGUACAUGGGAGACAAUGACUUUGAGGUUCUCUCUCCUCUCAUCAAGAAUCUGAAGAACCUCCAGAUUCUCAGUCUCCGUGACAAUGACCUCAUCAUUCUGCCCAGAGAGAUUGGAGAGCUGACCAGACUGAGGGAGCUUCACCUGCAGGGCAACAGGCUGGAACUGCUGCCCCCAGAGAUCAGCAACCUUGACUUGAUGAGCCAGCGUAGUGUUCUCCGCCUUGAGUGUAACCCCUGGCAGCAGAUCAUUGCUGACCAGCUGCUGCUUGGCACCUCACAUGUCCUGGACAUGCUGAAAAAUGACUCCUACAAGUUCCUAUACCAGCGCUACCUCUCCACCGGGUCACAGCCUCCACCCAAGAACUUUGAAGCCAAGAACCGCAAGAUUUCAAGGAAGAGGGAGGUUGCCUAAGGAGGAGGAGGAGAAGAGGACUGGCAAGAUUGGAAAUAGGGUAACCAACAACUGCAAGAUUUAUAAGGAAUGUUUUGUGGGAGAAGAAUUUUAUGGUUGAGAAUUGCAAGAUUUGUACAGAGAUUUAUAGCAUGAUUCCUAGUAAGUGUAUGCAAGGAAUAAAACAUUUAUGAGGAAUUGAAUGUGGGGAGAAGACAUUUUGAGGAUGAAAACUGUGAGAUUUGUUGGAAAUAGGAAGAGGACUGGAAGAUAUCUGGAAACAUACCAGAAAUGCAACAUUAUAGAAAAAAGUGAAGAGAAAGAAAUUUUUAAAACUGAAAGAUUUAAAGAUGAAAAGAAUGAGUUAUAAAAAAAAAAUUAAAUGAACUGCAAAUUUUGCUUAAAAACAAGACUUUUUAUAAUUAUUUGUCUUUUCAUUUAAUUUAUUCACAUUUAAAUUCUCUCUCUCUCUCUCUCUCUCUCUCUCUCUCUCUCUCUCUCUCUCUCUCUCUCUCUCUCUCUCUCUCUGCUCCAAGAAAGUGUUCAUUAAUAUAGUAUAAUAAUAAUAAUAAUGAUGAUGAAGCUUUAACAUUUUUCCCCUCUUUGGACCGGCAAAGGUUCCUCAUUGAGCAAAAUUCUACAAAAUGAUAGAAUUUGUUGAUUUUAAAUGUUUUUCAAGAUGACUUUUUUUCUUUGUUUAUUUUUCAAGAGUCAGAAAGAUCGUUUAUUCAUCUUUUUAUCUCUCUUUUCUUCUAUUAAAAAUUAUGUUUUAAAUUCAAUGUGCCUUGAACUUACAAAAUUAACUUAAGGAAAGUUCUUUAAAUCUUUGGGCCUUGAAAUGUUGAACUUAUAGAGAGAGAAACUAACUUUUUCAGAAUUUAAGGACUAAAAAAAAAAAUUCAAUUUUUUUUUGUGCCUUAAACUUAAAGAGGUAGAGUUGAACUUAUAAAAAGUUUAACUUUUUGUGCUUUAAACAGUUCAACUUCAAAAAUACAAAAUAAACUUUUGAAGGGAAGACUAAAUCUUUGUGCCUUAAACUUGAAGUGAAAGAGAAAGAUCCGAACUUUAUUAUUUGGUUCCCUUCAAAAGUUUAAGUUCAAGGAAGGUAAAGGUUGAAAUAUUGGUGCCUUAAACAUGUCAAUGUUAAGAAUAACAGAUUGAUAUCAUAACAAAACUAUGAACUAUGAAAAUUUUGAAUUUUUUACUGAUAUUACAGUUUUAGUUAUUUAUUUGCCAGCUAAUGAGGAGGAGAAGAAAUGACAUAGAAUAGUAUAUGUUGGUGUAAUGCUGCAUUGCUGCCACAAUGACAAAGUAAUCGCUCCCGUGAGUCACUUGAAGGUGCUUAAGUUAAUCCUAUAGUAUAUGUACAGUCAUUGUAGUGUAAUAGUAAUGGUUAGUGAUAGACAGACAGUCAUUAGUUCUUACCUGUUGCUGUAAUGAAAUUUGUUGAAGGAAAGAUGAUUGAAAUAACAUUAUUGAAGGUUUGGCCGGGUAAUGCCCAGCAUCUUCAGACUAGGAGAGAUGGUCCAUUUGAAAACAAGCUUGAUUAAUACAAUAGAACCAAAGAAGAAGCAGAUAAGAACACACACAUGAACUUAUUAAUUGCUUGGCUAUUUUUGUUACUCUUGUUAUUUAACCUAACUGUGUAAUGGUUUGUUGUUGUGCCAAAGUUGUCAAUGUUUUAAUUGUAAGAAAGAAAAUACACAAAAAAUAAUAAAACACAAAUGCUAAUUAAUAAAGUAACUGUUUCA